UUACAAUUGUUUCCCUCUAUUAUUAUUUAGGUAUAAUGGAGCAUGGAUUGCUGUCUCUGCAGUCUCUGCUCAUCUCUCUGGGUCUGGUAAUACUUGGACUAACCCAUGGGGAAGGUCUUGGUCCUACAAAGCGCCCCCUCCCAGGGCAGGAGGAGCAUGGGACCUGUAGAGAAUGCUGCGAGAGGGGGCUACCAGGUCAACAAGGGAACCCGGGUUACCCUGGGGUGCAAGGACCCGCUGGAUUACCAGGUAACCAUGGGAACAAUGGCAACAACGGUCCUCCGGGGGUCCAGGGUCCGAAGGGAGAUGCGGGACCAAGAGGCAUGGACGGGACCAAAGGGAGCAAGGGAGACCAAGGACCAAUAGGACUACCAGGAAAGAGAGGACAGGCAGGAGAUCCUGGUAUACCCGGAGCCCCCGGGAAGCCCCACGGUGCGGUCAACUCACAGGCACAGGGUCCCAGAGGCCCAAGAGGGCACGCUGGACCAAGGGGCCCGAAAGGGGAACCCGGCGACAGCGGUCGUAACUCCCACAACCUGCGGAGGUGGUCUGCUUUCUCCUUCGGUAGCACCAAUGUCAUCACCGCAUCCACCCACGACGAUCGGAUCCUCGAGUUCAACCACGAAUUCGUGAACAUAGGAAACGAUUUCGAUACGGAAAGGAGCGUCUUCACUUGCCAGAUCAACGGAACCUACUACUUUGUCAUGCAUGCCAACAAAUGGUCAAACUCGAGGAAUCUUUAUAUUAAACUGAUGAAAAAUGGGGAAAUGGUUACGGCAAUUUAUGAGGAUGCAGGGUAUGAUUAUUACGAUGGGAUCAGUAACAGUCUCCUACUGCAUCUUAGGCGGGGUGACCGGGUGUGGUUACAACUGCAUAGCAACAAUGAAGUGUAUGGAGGAUUGGCAAAAAUGACUACAUUCUCAGGAUGGUUGGUGCGAGAGGAUUGAUGACAAGGCAAUCCGAAGAACAGUAGACCUUGAAACAGUCUUGUGUAUUGGAGAACUGGAGAGACAGUAUGUAAUGGAGACCUUGCGGCAAUGGUUCUUUCUAAAUUUUCUCAAAACACUUAGGGUUCGGAACAAUAACGAAGGUAUGAGGCAAGUCUUUCUGCUGGAAGCACACUCAGCAUUUCUUUCACUGCUGGUGGGUGUUUCAUAUUAAAAGCAGUUCGCAAGUUAUGAGUGGCUUUAAGAAUGACUGGUAAUCCUUUUUUGUGGUAAGGAUAUUCAGUCGAUCUUCAAGUCGCUCUUAACUUAAGAACAGAUUAAGGAAACACCUCCCUGACCCUAAUGAGAAGUAGAGAUAAACACAUCCUCACUCACCUCAAAGAAAAUAUUUAAGGACAAAUAUGACUGCUAUGCAGUUAUUAUUCAUGAAUGUCAGACUCAAAGUUAAAAUUCUUUCAUUUAAAUGUUUGUGCCAGCCACUGUCUUGCAGAAUCAAUACAUUUAUGGUAAAGUUGAUCAGGCAAAAUACAUGCAUAACUUUCUUGUCCAAAACCAUAGAAAUAUCGUCUGUGAAUAUUAUGAAACUCCUGUAUCAACCCAUAAAGAUUACAUUGUGAAAUAAGUUGAUAGUGAACUAAUAUGCUUUUCAAACUGUACUUUUUUUCCUUAACCCCUGGAAAUCGUUGGGGCUAAGUGGGGGCCUUAGCCCCACCAAUUUUCCCGAGGUCAAGUUUAGCCCACCUCGUUUUCACACUACGUUUUAGCAAAGUGGGCUAGCACGGUAAAUAGUACGGUACUUCUGGCCCUGCAAAAAGCA
Lytechinus variegatus (green sea urchin) is the source of this 1764-nucleotide messenger RNA. Its product is annotated as collagen alpha-1(X) chain-like. The coding region runs from base 36 to 947 and encodes 303 amino acids. Gene Ontology annotation, molecular function: protein binding. Lineage: Eukaryota; Metazoa; Echinodermata; Echinoidea; Temnopleuroida; Toxopneustidae. The record is from RefSeq and is a predicted model, not a curated record. The transcript is spliced from 2 exons.